Papaver somniferum (opium poppy) is the source of this 2379-nucleotide messenger RNA. RefSeq names its product DPH4 homolog. Lineage: Eukaryota; Viridiplantae; Streptophyta; Magnoliopsida; Ranunculales; Papaveraceae. Gene Ontology annotation, biological process: protein histidyl modification to diphthamide; tRNA wobble uridine modification. Gene Ontology annotation, cellular component: cytosol; nucleus. The record is from RefSeq and is a predicted model, not a curated record. The transcript has 5 exons. Gene Ontology annotation, molecular function: metal ion binding. Bases 288 to 815 code for a protein of 175 amino acids.
AGAGGUGUAAUAUAAAAAGAUCAAACAAAUAUUAAUACGCAGAUGGAAAUUGAAUUCCCGUAGUUUUUGUGACUGAAACUCAGUAUCCGUCUAGGCUGUAAUAUGAAAACUUAGCUUCACACGUUUCUAUUUCUUAGCUAGAAUCAGGAACAACUAAGCAAAAGCUUUUGCAACAUUAAAGCUAAUAAAUGAGCCUUAGCAGUUGGCAUUAGUUAUACUGCUGAAAUCGUUUGUGUCUCAUAAUUUACAUCACAAGUAAAAGUGGUGUGGUUGAUUAACUCAAAGCUAUGCUUUUGGAUGGGAAAAGAUCUGUCCUGAAAACGCACUAUGAUAUUCUAUCAGUGAAGGAGGAUGCAGAUUAUGAAGAGAUUCACGCAAACUACAAGAGAGCUGCCCUUAAAUCCCAUCCUGAUAAAACCCGAGCAACAACUGAGGCCUCUGAUAUUCAAUGUGAAUCACUAGAAACAUUUCUAAUGGUGCAAAAAGCCUGGGAAAUCUUGAGUGACUCAAAGACCCGUGGAAUUUACAAUCGUGAAUUGAGGGAUUCAAGACGAGAUACAGAAACUGCUGAAGAUGUUAGUUUAGAAGAGAUGAUGGUAGAAGAAGCUGGUGAGGUCUUGGAACACUUUUAUGAAUGCAGGUGUGGCGAUUAUUUUUCCAUUGAUUCAGUUGAACUUGGAGAGAUAGGCUAUUCGUUGGGCAGGGAUGAGAGUAAGAUAUUUAUACGCAGACGUGAUUCGAUACCGGCCACUGUUAUACUUCCUUGUGGGUCGUGUUCUCUUAAAAUCCGUCUUACAAUCACCACUGGUCCAUAGUCAUUUCUUACUCAUGUAACAUAUCCAGUAUAUGUGUCAAUCAUGCAGCAACGCUUCCCCUUUGAACGUCAUUGCCUUAUUAUCCUUUUCUUUUUCUUCCUUUCUUAAUGUCAAUUUAUUCGACGAUGUACUUUCCUGCUCUGGUCCCAAUAUUGUACUUACAAGCAGCACAGCGGUUUGCAUCAAUGAAAUCAUAUAUUCUCCAAGAGUUCAUUACACCAAAAUAUUGGUAUGCUUGUGAUUUGAAUGACAGAUACGGAUACCUCUGUGCUGUGUUGCUUCUUUCAGCUCUCAAGAAACCCUUGCUCCUUUUUAGCUGAUGCUGCUAGCUGUGUUCCCCUGGUCUUUCUCUAGUAGUUGAAGGACAAAAAACAACUCCUUCUGAUGGGGUGAAAUUGGAAUCACUAAUUAUGGUUCAUAUUGGAUCAAGGGAUGCUAACGUUUACCACACACAUUUGAACAAAAAGGUCUUUAGUUACUUGCUCGUGACCCACUCUAGUUGCUCCCCUCUCUUGAAAUCCUGGCUCUGCCCUGCCGGGAAGCAUAUGAGGAGUUUGAGCAUGUUCUUUCAGCGUUUAAAUUCGACAAAGACGAUCAGACUUCUCCAGUGGCAAAUGAGAAUGAAUUGUGCCGGUCCUGCCGGAUGAGAAUGGGUAUGUCUCAGUGCCUGAUGAGCUUGUCCAUGAGCAUUGCGUUUAUACGGGUAUUGUGGAAUGUGGGCUUUCAUCAGGACAUGCAUCAGAUAUGCAAAGUCUUGGGAGAUCUUCAAUUACGUGUGAACCUGAUCCUUCCAAUGGUUCCUUGUUAGAUUGCUCUACUAACAUGGAUGUGCAUCCAUUUAAGGACUCCAAUGGUGAAACUUCUGUUGGCAAACCUGAUUUAAUUGGCACUCAAGAAAUGAACGUGCGGGAUUAGAAGUUUCAGAAGAUUAGAAGUCCUGAAAUCAAGAAGAUUGCAGCACAAGUAGUCCUGAAAACUAUAAAAAGUUUCAGAAGAACAGAGGUCAUGGGACUGGAGAAAGGAGUGGACGCAAGAGGUGGAGAGGUAGGAAUGAGGAUUAGAAGUUGGUCCUGAUAUUCUCUUACUGGGACCAGCAAGCAAAAGCUUAGCGACCGUGACCAUGCUGCUGAUCGUUUGGAGCAGAUCUGAGCAGCUAUGUUCUUCAUACGCCAUCAACCACCCUCUACUAUCGUUUAUUAGGUCUAGUUUGUAUUUAAUUUUUGUUUCAGCUGUAACCUAUUUCCAUUUUAGUUGCAGCUUUUUAGUUUCUUCUUUGCUGGUAUGUGUUGGUCUGGUUCUGUGGAAUUUUGGGUUUGCUUUGUAUGGAUCUAUGGUUGUUGAUGCAGGUGUGUUCUGUGGUAUAAUGAAAUUAUCAGAUCAAGGCCGUUAUCAGCUCUGGCCUCCAUUCAAGUCACAGCAACAACAAUGUUUCCGGCAAAUAGGUUUCUUUGUAAUCUGGUAUUACUUAGAUCGGAUUUUCGGUGUAAUUUUCAUUUUCUCUCUGUUUUAGAUGAUAAUUGUUGUAACCCAUGUUGUUCAAUGGGGCUUUUGCUAAUUUUCCUGA